GCACCCCCUUCACGCAAGGUCGCUCCGUACGCCUGCGCAUUGAACACGGAAGACCGCAUGCAAGCCUAGGCGCAUGCGCAUUCCCUCUUUCUUAGCCUUUCUAAAUCGUCCUGUUUGCUUUUCUCCUAGUGUGUAAUUGUUCCUUCCCUCUCCCUCUGUGGUCACCUUAUGGGACUCUCGACUCUUUUCUUCCACACUCCUUUCUCAUAAGGAGAGGAACUCGAGGGGAGCGACCUUCCCUCCCUCUUCUUUCUCUUCUGGCCCCAAACCAGAAGCAAGAGCUGUCAGGUAGGGUUCGGCCUCGGUGCAGUAGGUUAACAUCUACGUGAUGAUUUGAGAAGUUUAGGAUGGUGUGUCCCCUCUGAUUAAUAGCUUUUGUAGACCGAAUGUGAUGCCUGAAACUGCUAAUAUUUUGCCCUUUCGGAUCAGAGAUCUCAGCUUAAAUUCAGAUUCUUACUGAAGGGACAGUACUUCGAACUACUCUUAUCUCUAAGCACUUUGUGAGAUCCGAGACCCAAAGCACAGCAUCUUUUGUUGAAGCUGAGAGAAAGAAGUCAAAAAUGGGACGGGGCAGUUCUCAAAAAAUGGUACCUGAACCCUCAGUAAUGGAAUUCGGCGUUUAAGUGGACGUCUAAAGAAAAGCAAAAACUACAUAAGAAUGGACAGUGAGGUUCAGAGAGAUGGAAGAAUUCUGGAUUUGAUUGAUGAUGCUUGGAGAGAAGAUAAGCUGCCUUAUGAAGAUGUUGCAAUACCACUGAAUGAGCUUCCUGAACCAGAACAAGACAAUGGUGGUACAACUGAAUCUGUCAAAGAACAAGAAAUGAAGUGGACUGACUUAGCUUUGCAGUAUCUACAUGAAAACAUUCCCCCAGCAGGAAAUUAAGUAUUUGUCUUUCAUGGACAAAUGAUGUUCUGGCCAAAAUGUUUUCUUAUAGAUCCCCAAGUGUGAUUCUUGUCAGCAAAGUCAUCUGAAAAUAUUUAUUCAUGAAGAGAUAACUAAUAUCGAUUACUUAAUAUUAGAGAAUUUUAACAAAUAUUUAACUCCAUGGGCCUAACUCUCUUCAGUAACUUGUCUUAAACUUAAACAUUUACCUAUAACUUUGGUUUUGAUCCUGCUAUAGGUUAAUAUAGUUUAAUUUACCUUUAUAGCUUCUUCAACAGUUGAGGUCAAAUGAGAAAGAGGAAACUGGUAACUGAGAGAACCAUGUCAAUUUACUGUACUUUGCCUUGCUUCUCUGCUUAAUGCCAUAAAAAAGGGCAGGACAAAUGGCCUUAGGUGUGAAAAACUGAUGAGUCUAUAUUGCAAACCUACAGUAGAAGAAAAGUACAAUUUUAUAGUAUUACCUCAAGAGUAAAAUUAGUUAGGUAGGGUACUGCUUCUACUUUAGACAUGUAUUCUGAGUUAGUGUGUUUAGAAUAUCAGUCAUUAAUAUGGAAAUAACUUAUUCAUGAAUGGAUGGAUUGCUUAUUUUUUUGUUUUCUUCCAUUAAAUUUAAGAUAUAUCCAUGAAAUUAUUCUAUUGUGUAGCUUUCAGACAAAAGUACUCUGUAAUUUUACAGCUAAAAAUAUUAAUAGGUUGAAGAAAUUUUUAGCAAAUUCAUGGACUAUUCACAGGAUCAUAAUAAGUUAUUGAGGUAAAGGAAGGUCAUUUAUUCUAAUCAUCUCAUCUUAACAGAUGAGAAAUCUGUAGCCCAGGGACUUGCCUAAGAUGAUAUAGUUAGUAAGCCGCAAAACUGGGAUUCUAACUCAGGACCCAUGAUUCUUAGUUCAUUGGCAGAGUGCUUUUUCCACUGUGACAUGCUGCUUCCCUAAUCCAUACCAUCAUAAAGAAAAUGUUAAGAAUGUUCAAAGAUAUCCCUAACCUUUUGAGGUUACAGAAGGCAACUUCCAGGUUCUCUCACAAAACACUCUCAUGAAUACUGAGUUAGAGAAUCCCUCAUAUUGGGUACCAGAGGUUCACUGACACAGCAAGAAAAGUAAAUAUCCACCUUAUAGAAGACAACUAUAGGGACCUCUAGGGAAGCAGAUUACAUUAAAUGAUGAAUUAUGAAUACUUCUGUCAGUGGUUUUCCCAGUCCCUGUAUGGGUCUCUUCAUGAUGAAAUCCUCACUCUGGCUCCUGGUUUCUUUUUUUCACCUCAUGCCCUGAGAUUUGAUGAUCCCAAGAAGCUCAGAAACAAGGAAAAGAUUACAUAGUAUUAAGCAAGGAAAAGAAAAAGUGAAACACUUGGGGGAAAAAAAUUCACAGAAGAGGACAGAAGGCCAAAAAGAACUGCAAAAUAGUAGGAGACCUUUGAAAGUUACAUAUUGGAUUUUUUACAAAUGUUAAAAGAGAGCUGGACAUAAAUCACAGUUUUGUACAAAGUCUAUUCAAUUGUGUAUAUAGAAAUGGUUGCUUUGUUUGCUGUUGGAUUUAAGUUAAAAUAUAUAUACUCUGCUAAAAA
Monodelphis domestica (gray short-tailed opossum) is the source of this 2443-nucleotide messenger RNA. RefSeq names its product anaphase promoting complex subunit 13 (gene ANAPC13). The record is from RefSeq and is a predicted model, not a curated record. Lineage: Eukaryota; Metazoa; Chordata; Mammalia; Didelphimorphia; Didelphidae. Gene Ontology annotation, cellular component: anaphase-promoting complex. Gene Ontology annotation, biological process: protein K11-linked ubiquitination.